This is a messenger RNA of Fusarium oxysporum Fo47, 1071 nucleotides long. RefSeq lists its product as uncharacterized. The transcript has 2 exons. The coding region runs from base 1 to 1071 and encodes 356 amino acids. Lineage: Eukaryota; Fungi; Ascomycota; Sordariomycetes; Hypocreales; Nectriaceae. The record is from RefSeq and is a predicted model, not a curated record.
AUGACGAUUAUCACAAGGAUACGCACCUCUAAGUCCAGACGAGCUAUUCUUGUCACGGGUGGGGCCGGCUUUAUUGGCUCCCAUCUUGUCGAAGCUCUUCUUGCUGAGGGCGGUUGGAGAGGAGUCGUCGUUGACAUCUUUGAUGAGUUUUACGACCCAGAGAUCAAGCGCGCCAACCUUGCACCUCAUCUUCUGAACCCGAAUCUGAAGCUUUACGAAGCCGACAUUGAGGAUCUCGAGGCCCUUCAGACUAUUUUCACUGAUAAUGGCUUUUCUGCCAUUGUUCACCUGGCAGCCCGCGCUGACAUUCGCUGCAUCUGCCUCCGUAUAAUCACCGCCUAUGGACCCCGUCAGCGCCCAGACCUCGCCAUCCACCAGGGCAAGCCUAUUCCGCUCUUUGGAGAUGGCUCUUCGCGUUGCGAUUACACUUAUGUCGAUGAUAUUAUCGAUGGUAUCUUCGCUGCGCUCAAGUAUGACGGAUCUGACUACUAUGGGGUCUUCAACCUUGGAGAGUCGCAGACCAUUCAGCUUAUGCUAAGCGACCAAGAGCCCAUCAAAAUGAACUCUGAGAUACGCGGUAUAUCACCAGGACGGGUGAAGGAUGUCCCAGAUGAUCUCAAGUCGGUUUCAAGCCCGCUGGUCGAACAUGGCAAGACGGUUGACUGGAGCGACAUGCCUUUGUAUACCGAUUUCUUCCUCUCGACAGUACCAGCUAUGCUGCAUCACAACAAAUACAAGGAAAGACGUGCGACAUGGUGGGAUAGACUAUGGUACCACCAGGAGCUGCGUGGUCUUGUCAAAUAUGCUCUGCUGCCAAGAGAAGCCGAUGAGCCUUUGGCUACUGUUCAGCUUGAGGAUAGCAGGGUCAGAUACUGGGCAGCUUCAGCAGAGGAGAUGGGCAGAUAUCCCCGCAUGGGUAAGCUCAAUGCCAACUUAACGGCCUAUGAUAGAUUUCCGAAGAUGGAGCCUAACGAGACGUGCCGGUAUGGAAGCCGGAAGCCGCGUGAAUCUAAAGCGACGUGGGAGGAAGAAGUUUUCCGUGAUUGUGGUGGAGAGUUCAACGGGUCUUGA